This is a messenger RNA of Abrus precatorius (Indian licorice), 849 nucleotides long. RefSeq names its product nascent polypeptide-associated complex subunit beta-like. The transcript is spliced from 6 exons. The record is from RefSeq and is a predicted model, not a curated record. Bases 87 to 572 code for a protein of 161 amino acids. Gene Ontology annotation, cellular component: nascent polypeptide-associated complex; cytosol. Lineage: Eukaryota; Viridiplantae; Streptophyta; Magnoliopsida; Fabales; Fabaceae.
GGAGUCAUUAUCCUCUCGUCUUGUUUAGGUUUUCUUAGUGAGGGUAACCCUUUGCUCCUGUCACUGAGAGCUUAAACAACCCAAAGAUGAAUCGGGAAAAGUUGAUGAAGAUGGCUGGUUCUGUCAGAACUGGUGGAAAGGGUACCAUGAGAAGAAAGAAGAAGGCUGUCCACAAAACAACAACCACAGAUGACAAAAGGCUUCAGAGCACCCUGAAGAGAAUAGGGGUGAAUGCCAUCCCUGCAAUUGAGGAGGUCAAUAUCUUUAAGGAUGAUGUAGUUAUCCAGUUUUUAAAUCCUAAAGUACAAGCAUCUAUUGCUGCUAAUACUUGGGUUGUUAGCGGUUCUCCACAAACAAAGAAAUUGCAGGAUAUACUCCCUAGCAUUAUCCACCAAUUAGGUCCCGAUAACUUGGAAAACCUGAAGAAGCUAGCCGAGCAAUUUCAGAAGCAGGCUCCUGAAGCAGGUGGUGGUUCAGCCACAGCACAAGAGGAGAAUGAUGAUGACGUCCCAGAGCUUGUUCCGGGAGAGACUUUUGAGACAGCUGCUGAGGAGACCAAGGCUUCUUCUUAGAGUUUUAUUUGGCCAUCAUCAUAUAUUUCCUGUGUUUUUAAUAUUUUUUACCUUGAUUUUCCAUCUUAAGUAUUUCAGGUGGUGUUCAGUUCUCCUGUUAUAUACUUGAAAAAGAGUUCAAAUACUAUUAAUUAAAUCUGCUUUCCGUCAUCUAACUAAGUAUUACGACUUGACUGCUCCUGUCAUUCUAAGUUCUCACCAUCGUUAGUCUCCAUCUUUGUUCAAGGGUGAUGUUAGCUAAGAUACGUCUCGUUCCACACAUUCGUUCUUGAGUUAA